AUCAUCUUAACGAGGGACGAUAGCAUGGACAGUAUCGAGGCCAACGACGUUGAGCUCAUGCUCUCGCAGAUGGUAUCCCCGUCCGCACCCACGCCGACUUUGCCCAGGGUCCGUACCAUAGACCUCAACGAAUCUGCACCUGCUACUCCGCCACGUCUCUCUCCUUUCCCAUUGCCAGGUCGUGCCAACCUAUCUUAUCUAUCUCCGGCAUUUCCGACAGCAGAGGGCUCGUCGUUCCUUCGUCCACAAAGGCGAAAUGCGAGUGCAGGAAAGGAGCGCGGUUCGAUACUAUCCUGGGAGCAGUUAGCACAGCACAACAAGUCCAUGGGCACACCUGAUGUCGAGCACAUGCUUGCCGAUGUCGACUCACCUUUUCACGCGCUUAUGGCGUCGCCGACACCUAGUCAGCUCACCUUGGCUGAUAUCCCCGAAAGUCCCUUGCUGAGUGCAAUGCCUUCUCCCUCUGGUUAUGGUGCUAUCUCCCAAGUCCUGCUACCCGACGUCACACCGGCUCCCGCGCCUCACGCCCAGCUUCGCUACGACGACUCCGCUAAAGCCUCGCCUAUCGAAAGCUCGGCGGUCACGAUGCUGCGGCUCCAGCUGGCUUCCGUGGAACAUAUGGCGCAAGAACGCCUAGGCCGGAUUCAAGCUCUCGAAGUCCAGCUAGCGUCUGCAGCUGAAGCUCGGUUGCAUGACGCAGAAGAGCUCGCCCGACAGAUCUCGACGCUCGAAGAGCAGGUCCAUGGAAACCUCGCCAAGCCUGACCCGGACGAGAAGUUGUUGUUGUAUGCAGCAUCGCUGGAGGACCAGCUUGCACAAGCACAGAACGUCCGCGACGAGGCUGUCGCAGACGCGCUCGAGCAAGCUGCGUACGAUGCCGCGGCCUCCCAGACGGCAGUGCUGCAGAAGCAGCAGGCGAUGUGGGACCUGUCAUCUGUUGCUUGCGAGGCCCACAGUACCUGGCAGGCGGUCAAGUGCACUGCAGAGGGCGAACUGGAGAUCGUCCGGUCGGGUCGCGGGACAUUGAACGUCCUCCUCGCGGGACUCAAUCAAAGCUUACAGCAGUUUGCGUGAGCGAUGAAUAAGCAUCUCACUCCCGUUCCCAUCGGGUAAGGAUGUUGACGUGUCGCUUGUUCGCCCAGCCCAGACACCCUAUCUAUCUCUCUCUAAACUAAUAUGUCGCUCUGUCACGUAUGUAUUGCUCGUGUUUGUACCUGAGCAAGGACAGACGCUCUACGAUCUUUCUUUUUCCUUUUCGUCCGUACAUUUCUCGAGUCUAUGCGCCUAUCUUGACCUUUGCAUGUAUCAUACUUCAUCUAUCAUCUGGGCCCUAUGAUGCU
This is a messenger RNA of Phanerochaete carnosa HHB-10118-sp, 1340 nucleotides long. RefSeq lists its product as uncharacterized. The coding region runs from base 25 to 1074 and encodes 349 amino acids. The record is from RefSeq and is a predicted model, not a curated record. The transcript has a single exon. Lineage: Eukaryota; Fungi; Basidiomycota; Agaricomycetes; Polyporales; Phanerochaetaceae.